Messenger RNA from Sesamum indicum (sesame), 3581 nucleotides. Lineage: Eukaryota; Viridiplantae; Streptophyta; Magnoliopsida; Lamiales; Pedaliaceae. The record is from RefSeq and is a predicted model, not a curated record.
AGAAUCGGAGAAAUUAAGAGCAGCGCAAUCGGCGGUCAAAAAACAUGAUGAGAUUGCUGUAAUUGUAUUACACAAAAAAAUUAUCUGCAGUUGGUAGUGUAUAUUUAUAUCAUUGGAUACACAUUUAUACACACAAUCCAACCGGAAUUCACAAUUUGCAUAUUUUUGCUGUUUUUGUUUCUGCUUCAACCUAACACAACAGGGAAACAAAUCAAACACCUGUUUCAACUCAUCACUCCUCUUUAUAACACUCCGAAAACUCCCUUCAUUUUCUUGGCAUCUUUUUUUUCCCCCUCUCACCCCAAACCCUUUUUCCCAUUUCGCUCACAGAGAGGAAAAGAAAGCAUCUUUCUUUGUGUUUCUUUUUUUUUCUUUUCCGUUUCCUGUUUUGUGUUGGAUAUUUUUCCAAUUUAAUUCUGUGUUUCUGAUCGAAUGCUCUUAAUGGUUCUAUGAUGUGUAUUGGGUUUUCAUUAUUCUGUGUAUGAAUUAUUGAACUGAAAUAGAUUAACUUAUUAGCUGUAUCAUUUCUUAAGAAAAAGAUUUUUUUUUUUUUUUUUGAAUGGGUGAUCUUCCGGGGGGUGGCGCAGCGGCGGAGUUGAGGCCCGUGGCUUCACAUUCGACGCCGUUCGCUGAGCCAAACCCGUUAGAGAUUAGAGGGCAGAAUUGGGCCACAGUUGACAGAGCGGCCCGUGAAAUAAUCCGGAAGGUCCAACCCACUACUGUAUCCGAAGAGAGGAGAAGGGAGGUCGUUGAUUAUAUUCAGAGAUUAAUCAGGAAUUGUCUUGGCAUUGAGGUAUUCCCAUAUGGAUCUGUGCCAUUGAAAACUUAUCUUCCAGAUGGAGAUAUUGAUUUGACUGCCUUUGGUGUCACAAAUGAUGAAGAUGCUUUGGCUGAUGAUAUGAAAUCUGUGCUUGAAGAAGAAGAGAAAAAUAGGGCUGCCGAGUUUAUAGUAAAGGAUGUCCAGCUCAUUCGUGCUGAGGUUAAGCUUGUGAAAUGUAUUGUUCAAGAUAUUGUUGUUGACGUAUCCUUUAACCAAAUUGGGGGCCUUUGUACUUUAUGCUUUCUGGAGCAGGUUGAUCGCCUCAUUGGCAAAGAUCAUCUGUUUAAGCGCAGUAUUAUCCUGAUCAAAGCAUGGUGCUACUAUGAAAGUCGUAUCCUUGGUGCUCAUCAUGGUUUGAUUUCUACAUAUGCUUUGGAGACGUUGGUUUUGUACAUUUUCCAUCUUUUUCACUCAACGUUAGAUGGGCCUUUAGCUGUUCUAUAUAAGUUUUUGGACUAUUUCAGCAAAUUUGAUUGGGAGACCUACUGUAUUAGCUUAAAUGGCCCUGUUCGCCUCUCUUCAUUGCCAGCUAUUGUUGCUGAGAUGCCAGAAGAUAGUGACAGAGAUUUACUGCUAAGCAGCGAUUUCUUAAGUUCAUGUAUUGGCAUGUUUUCAGUUCCUUCAAGAGGUGGCGACAAAAAUUCUCGUGGGUUUCAGCGGAAACAUCUUAACAUAGUUGAUCCACUGAAAGAGAUCAAUAAUCUUGGACGUAGUGUCAGUAAAGGAAACUUCUACCGCAUACGCAGUGCUUUCUCUUAUGGGGCUAGAAAACUUGCACGGAUACUUACGCAGCCUGAAGAUUCUAUUGCUACUGAGCUUCACAAAUUCUUCUCCAACACUAUGGCUAGGCAUGGAGGUGGAAAGAGGCCUGACGUUCAGGAUUUUGACCCCUCCGUAAUUUGCAACAGGCCCAUCUCCGCAAUGCCUGUUCCAGAGGCUGGGUUGUCUAAAACUGAUAACUUAAACGAAUACAUCGAUGAGCAUGCUGGAGAUUUUCAGCCCAGUUCAGGUAAAUUUUCCCAAGAUUUACUCAAAGGGACAGAAAGAAAAUCAGAUGUGGCAAAUGGAGAGCCAUACAGCAGCUUGGUGUUAAAACACCCAACAUUGUUGCUGGACAGAGACCAGCCUUCUGAACCUAAUGCUCUGGGUUCUCGUUUUCAUGGAGAUUCAAAUGACCUUGCCACCUCUUCGCUUGGGGAGCUUAAGAUUUCUGCUGGUUCAUCCACACGUCAAACUCCAGUUAUGAAGGAGAGUGUCACUGCAAUUGCUAAGCCCUAUCAUGCACCUCACCUCUAUUUUUCAAAAUCGAAAAGUAUGAGAGACCGAGAGCCAGAUUCAGAUAAGCAGGACAACUGUGGAAAGAGCACCUCUUCCUUGGUUUCAUCAGGAUCUGAUGAAGGAAGAGAUGAUGCUGUUGGAAGCAUGGACGAAAACCAAUUUGUUGACAAAGAUGAAGCAGUGGCUUCAAGCAAAUCCAAGGAUGUUUUUCCGGCUCCAAAGUCAUUGUCUUUUUCAGGGGAUCAAAAUCAUAUGGAUUCAGACCAUGGCUCAACAAGAACAAGCGAGAGACCUGAAGCUUUAAACUCAUCAGAUCUCACUGGGGAUUAUGAUAGUUACUUGCACUGCUUGCAAUAUGGUCGAUGGUGCUAUGAAUAUGCCUUAACUAUUCAUUCUUUGCACAUGCCUCACUUGCCAACUGCUCCAUAUCAAGGCAGUAACAGUCCAUGGGACGGUCUCCUGCCCCUGUCGCAUUUUAAGCAGAACGGGUUUUCCCAUCGACAUCAUAAUGGCUUCCAUCCAAGUCCAGCAAUGUAUACCAUGCAACCUUUACUAGUACCAGGUGUCCCCUUUGGGUGGGAAGAGAUGCCAAAACCCAGAGGAACAGGAACAUACUUUCCAAAUAUGAGUCAAUCCCCACAAGGUUAUAGAUCUUCGUCAAUGAAAGCAAGGAAUCAAGCACCAUCAAGGUCUCCACGAACCAAUGGGCGAAGUAUGAUAUUUAGAGAGCCAAAUAUGCUAGACAGAAGCAGCCAUGAAUUGUCACAACCUCAAGUCCGUGUCGAGAAAAGUGUGAUGGUUAGUUCUUCUGGUAACCACCCAUCAUUUUCUCCUCGUGGGAAUGGGUAUCCUAAUGCAAAUGGCUUAUCGAUCCAACAUGAGGGGGUUGUUGAAUUUGAAUUGGUUGGACAUGCAUCUGGAACAUCUGAAUCAGAUAAGAACAGGAAACAAAGAUCCGUCUCUGGGUCCCCCAAAACUUUCUCAGGGACACAAAAGUCACGACCUGCAUUGAGUAGGGAGCAGGAUAGGAUUUCAUUGAACCAUCUGAAAGAUGAAGAUGAUUUCCCUCCGUUGUCUGCCUGAAGAGCUGUGAACAAGACAAUCUCUGUUAUUUAGUCACUCGUAAACACGAGUGUACCAAAGGAUUUUCUUCCAAACCAGUAAGCCCGAGGUUUCUGCCUCUGUGGCUUCUCGGCUGCUUGUGACAGAUACUGAAAAAAUUGUGGUUUUGCCUUUUGAAACUAAUUUGAGUUAAGAGGAUUUGUUUUUGUAUCUGCACAUUGUGGCAACUAUCCCCCUGGUUUGGCAACAUAGAUUUAAAUUUUAAUAUGAACUUUUGCGUAGGAUGUUAAAUUCUUAACGCAAACUUGUUUGUCUUCUCAGUUUAGCGAUGAUAAAUAUUGUUAAGAAGAUUGUCAAAUGUAGCUGAAGAGAAUGAAUUUUCUCUUGUUGCUAGUAUGAUAGAAUAUGUCAUAAUUGUGCA